Messenger RNA from Rotaria sp. Silwood1, 330 nucleotides. Lineage: Eukaryota; Metazoa; Rotifera; Eurotatoria; Philodinida; Philodinidae. The record is from the annotation of a GenBank genome assembly.
AUGAUCAUCCGAAGACUCGUUAUAUUUCUUUUUCUUUUCAUUCUUGCCGGUGCCAAUCCAAUUCAUCAAAAUAUUAAGGAUAAUGAAUAUCGUCAACGACGUAGUUUUGAACUUACAAAAUGGCAAUUAGCUGAUAAAUUAUAUAAAGAUCUUUCUCAGAAUGAUAAUCAUCGAAUUGAAAUUGAAAAAAGAUUUAAACGUUCAGAUAUUCCACUAGAGUUAAGACCUGUCGAAGGACCCAUUAAUAUUGAACAAUUACCAGCGAUGUUAGCAGCAAGAUAUGUCAAACGUUAUCCAUAUUCACAACGAGAUGAUCCUGAGAUAAUGUGA